Molecule: messenger RNA, 2303 nt
Organism: Bipolaris maydis ATCC 48331
Lineage: Eukaryota; Fungi; Ascomycota; Dothideomycetes; Pleosporales; Pleosporaceae
Source: RefSeq, a predicted model, not a curated record
ACCUUCAGCGUGUGUUUCUGGCUUGAAUAUUAAUCAUGAGUACUGACCCGCAGCCGGCGCGUUUUGUGCACCCCAGCAGACGAAGGGACAAGCCCAUCUUAAGCUGUACUCUUUGUCGGCGACGCAAAUUGAAAUGCGAUCGUCAACAGCCGUGCAAGACCUGUGUCGAUCGUGGUCUUUCACUGUCAUGCACUUAUGUGCGCAAUAUGCCAACACCAAAAGAACCCAAAAUCCCAAACAGUGUACAUGAUCGCAUCAAUCAGCUCGAGAAGCUUGUCACCAACCUGAUGAGUGGUAAAGAUGCCAAUCACGUCUCACCCACUCCUAGCCACAUGUCACAGCAUCAAGAUCAGAACUCCCACGAGAUACCAGAAACUCCGGACCGUGUCAAGUUCAACAACGAAACUACGAGUUACACAAAUAGCGAGCAUUGGACAAGCAUUCUCGAUGGGAUUUCGGAAUUGCGUGAGCAUCUCGAUCAAAUUCCCGCAUCAUCUGAUACAAAAUGUGACGAAUUAGAAGAAGCGUCUUGCCCAGAAAUCCUAUUUGGACGGCAAAGGUUUGCAACUAAAGAGGAUAUACUGGCAGCAAUGCCGCCAAGACUUGAGGCAGAUCAAUUAAUGAAUACCUUCUUUGUAAAAUUGGAUACCCAUGCCACAAGCAAGUCUCCCGUCGUGAUCUACGAAAAGUUCUGGCUGAGUCCAUUUGAAACGCCAACCAUGUGGGUGGGACUUCUCUACGCUAUUCUUGCCACUGCAACUCGAUUUCAGGCGACUUUCGAUGGGCCCAUGUCAAAAAGCGUUGGCACGGGGCAUAAUCAUACCCAGAGUCUACACUCUGCACGUAUAAACUUCUAUCGCGAGAAAGCCGUACAGUGUAUGAUUCUUGCAAACUAUACGAAAUGCCCGCCAUAUACAAUUGAGGCAUUCAUGCUUUACUGUGCCAGCGAGUUCUCACGCUCUGCCGAUGCUCAGUUUAGCUCAUACAUGGUCGUCGGCAUGCUCAUAAGACUAGCGUUUCGUAUGGGACUACAUAGGGAUCCGUCAAGAUUUCCCAACAUCUCACCUUUCGAAGGCGAAAUGCGACGACGCAGGUGGGUUUCGAUAGUGUCUCUUGACCUUAUCACAUCAGCACAGCUGGGGUUGCCAAGAAUGAUCCAACCGCACAUGUACGACACCCAAGAGCCCCGGAACCUGACCCAGGAAGAAAUUUACGAGGACAUGACGGAACUGCCACCCUCGAGACCAGAAUCGGAACUUACACAGCUGCUCUAUUUCAUUCUUUUGGUCAGGAUUCGAAAGAUCCAGGCGCAGAUUCUAGACAUGAUACAAGCCUCACCGCAGCCGCCACCGUACCAGGCCAUAAUCGACAUCGAUACAGCGCUGAGAUCUACCUAUAGCCAAGUCCCUAAGAGCCUCGAAGUCAAGCAUCCCGGCAAAGCUAGUGCCUCUUUAAAUUCGAGCUUGAUGCGUUAUACUUACUUGGAAUUGGUCUAUCUGAAGGCUCAAGUGAUGCUGCAUCGCCCAUAUCUCAAGCUUGGAAGAGUCGAUAAGCAUUACGAAUACUCCCGGAAGAAUAAGCUGGACGGGGAUAUUCAGCCUAUGGAUGAAUAUGUCUCGUUGUUCCGUAUGACUGCCAUAGUCAGAAUUAUGACUUCUGUAAUUACCCAGGACUUUCUCCUCGCUACUAGUGUGCUAGUCCUUGACCUCGAUGAAGACUUGAUUUCCCCAUUGCCCAUCGUUGCUGAUAGGAGGGUGGCAGGAGUGUCCCAGUUAGAAACAGGGAUGCCAACACGCGAAGAGAUUAUAGCAUCGCUGCGUUCUGCGUACCACGUCUGGUCAAAGAGGAGUAAAGGAUCUCAAGAGGCAAAAAAGGUUGCGGCUGCAGUGAAACUAGUGCUGUCCAAAGUAGGGGAACACGAAGACCACACGCACAGCCCCUCGCAUUCCGUGGAUGCUACAACGUCAGAACACAACGGUGUCUACCCAUCACCGGAUUUUGUGUUUAACGAGCAUAUGCCACCACGUCAUGUGUCAAAUCUAUUCCCAACUGGGGAAGACAGUUACAGUCACUCUCUUCUCUAUAGCCAGAUUCCCAUGGACCUGGACAGCCUGAACAUCCCUCUUGAUUGGGAAGGUAUGAUGUUACAUCUUGACGCCCAGCAGUACAAUGAUACUCAACAACGAUCCCUCCAACAAUACAGGCUACCGCAAUGAUUUCCUCGCUUAUGCAACAAAGCUGUCUCUCGUUAAAUUUUGUUCUACAUAUGUCACAAGGCAGCAGGCAAUAGACUCAUAUUUUGU